AAACUUCUGUCAAAACAAAUUAUUUUCUGUCUGAAGAAAUCCAAUCCAUCCACUUUUCUUUCUUUCCCAAGAAAAAAAAAAUGAAUCUGUUUUUGAUAUAGUUAGAAAACUGAAAUUGUAAUUUUUACUUCAAGAUUUCAAAAUGGGUGCUUUGACUAGUAGGCAAAAUGCAGGGGUGGAAGAAGCUGAUGUGGUCUCAAAUCACGCUUAUAAAUAUCCACCACGAUCAGGCAAUUACUUCGGGAGCCACUUCAUAAUGGGAGGUGAAAGAUUUGAUACACCACAACCAGAAGCAUACUUAUUUGGAGAAAACGCUGAUCUAAACUUUCUUGGAAGUAGACCUACACCUUUCCCGUACCCUCCUCCACAAUCCAAUGAGCCAACAAAAACUUUGAAAAGCCUUGUGAAUAUCAGAAAAGAAUCUCUGAGGUUUGUGCGCUGUCCGGAACCAGUGGCCAAGUUAGCAGAGAACAAGAUCGGGGAUGGAGUUGUGAAGUCCGUGGACAGUAACGGGAAAGGGACUUAUUAUAAUAUAGAGUUCACAUUUGACUGCGAUGCUCGCUGUGCCAUCACAAUAUUCUACUUCUGUACUGAGGAGGUCACACCUGCUGGAGUUGUAUACUACCCGCGUGACCCAGCCAUGACAUCACAAACCUACCACUACAAGAAAGGUGCCAACCAGCAAUUCUGCCAGAUCUCCCAUGUGUUCGACCCGUCCCGCCAUCCUGAAGAGGACUUGGUGUACAAUGCGGACAGGGAGAUAAUACCCAUAGCUAUAUAUUGUGUCGUUGAUGAAGGGCAAGAUGAAAUCCGUCAGUCUCACACGACCAUAGCAAUUGUGGAGAAGCACUCGGACGGCACGUACGUGCUGAAGGCUCUCAAACAGAAGCUGUUUGUGGACGGCCUGUGCUACUUGCUGCAGGAGAUCUACGGUAUCGAGAACAAGAACUUGGACACUAAGCCAAGUUCUGACGAGGAGACGGAAGACGGCGGGUCGGAGUGCGUGAUCUGCAUGUGCGACGUGCGGGACACGCUGAUCCUGCCUUGCCGGCACCUGUGCCUGUGCAACUCGUGCGCGGACUCGCUGCGCUACCAGGCCAACAACUGCCCCAUCUGCCGGGCGCCCUUCCGCGCCUUGCUGCAGAUCCGAGCGCUGCAGCGCGUCGCCGCCUCGCCCGCGCCGCCGCCCGCUGCUAGCGCCACCGAUGGCAGCAUGGAGAACAUCCCGGCGGGGUACGAGCCCGUGUCGCUGCUGGAGGCCCUCAACGGGCCGGGGGCCGCCCGCCCUCCCCCGCCCGCGGCGCCCCGCGCACCCGCACCCACCAUUGCCAGCCCCGACACUGACACGGCAGAACAGGCGGCUGAGAUCCUGAACCGCUGCAACCUGGAGCGCAGCUCGUCCUCCAGCCUCGCCAGCAAGCGGCACGCCGCCACUCCCGAGUUCCGCAUGUCGGUGUUGCUGGCGCGCGAGCAGGACGGCAAACGUUGCGACAAGGCGGCCGCCAGCAGCCCGCUGCUCUACAACAAUCACGGAGACGUCAAAUCUAAGUCGUCCCUGAGCUUAAACUACCCGGGCGACACAGACACAGGGUCGCUGCAGUCGUCGCCGGCGUCGGGCUCCGCGCACGAGCUGCGGCGCUCGCGGCUGUCGCUGCGGCCGGCGCUGGAGCCCGACAGCGUGUCCCCGCUGCUCACUCCGCCGGCGGUGAAGGAGGCCAGCUGCUGCAGCGCGGGGCCGCCGCCCGCCAACGGCGCGCUGCGCGCCGACGACGCCGCGCCCGACCGCGACAACUCCGUGGCGGAGUCCCCGCCGGCGGCGUCGGACUCCGAGUACUUCACGCCGGAGGAGCCCGGCGCCGCGCUGCUGCCGGGCGCCCCCCCCGCCGAGACAGCUAACAAUGUAGUAGAGUGUGCGCCCCAGCGCUGGGCUUUGCCCCAUCACGUCACGUCCCUACCCGGCACCCCGCUGUCGCAGUCGAGCGUGCGGUCGUCCGGAGACUCGUACAGCUCGACGUCGUCGACGCGGCAGCUGCUGGGCGCCCCGGGCGUGCCCUCGCAGCCGCUGUGCUAGCGCCCGCCGGCGCCCGGAGCGCCCAACUUCUGUGUCCGCACCGACACGCAGCACCUGCACUACGUCCACGACCCCUACCACACCUUCGUCCGUCAGACCGGGUACUACACCAUAUUCGGAGAGGACGGAUUCAUCGCUAGGCUGCCCGCCGACCAUUAUUACGUGACCGAAGGCGACGACGAUUGUGAUGCUGUUCACAAGACUUCCACUGCUUGUCAAACUAUGCCGCUGCCGACUUUGUACGAAGUCGAAUAAGACACCAAUACUUUUAUGUUGUGAAAUUGUGACUGCUGUGAAAUAUAAACUUUUCAAUUCUAUUUGUGCCCACUCUAUUUGAAAUAGGAUAUGAUAUUAUGUUUUUCUGCAUUGUAUUGUCAGUGAUGUGCCGGCCUGAAUUUUCGGGAAUUAACGCAUACAGUAUGCAGAAUAUAUUAUGGAAUAUGAUGUAUAUCAAGUUUACUGUAUUAGUUUGUCUAGAUGUGAUGAUAUUAUGACUAUAAGCGCAUAAAAGGUUACCUACUUGUCAAUCUAUGCCGCUAUGUAAUGACGCCAUGAAGCUAUAUGUAAUACCUGCAUUGCUGAGAACUGUUUGAUUCAAAGCCCAUGUAUUGCUAUCUCUUACAACUGUGACCCGACCUCUCCUUGCGCAUUGAAAGGUAUUACUGUAUGGUAACAACACUUUAUAUCUGCACGUUACGCAUACAUGUAUUGCGAGAGGAGCCACAGAUGAGAUAGCAAUACAUGUAUCUUGCAUAUAAAGUUCUUGGGAAUGCAGCGAGCUCCAGUCGUGAUUGGUGCCUAAUUCUGCUUAGUGCAAACCAUUGUGAAUAAGUUUAUUAGAAAGACACAAUAGACCAUAGCAAACCAUUUGGCUUUUUGAUGAGCGAUAAAUCUUGGUAGUAUAACAUAGUUUGUAUAUAAAUAUUUAACUUUUUAUACUCACACUGCGUAUUACACAUUGUUAUAUAAUGCUGCAGUUAUACAUUUUUUUUUAUUUAACAAAUUAUAGAUAAAACUCAGUUGUUAUUUCAAAUAUUUCUUUUAUCAAUUGAUAUUUUUCAAUUCUUGAUCAAUUGAUGUUGAACAUUUCAAGUUUAUAGGCUAUGAGAAUAUAUAUUUGAAAUUUUAAAUUAAUAUGUGACUACAUUAAAUCCUUUCUACAAAGGUAUAUGUCAUGUACUGUGCAUAUUAUGAAGAAAGAAAUUUAUUCAACCAAUCUGUUACAUAGUUUUCAAAUAGAUUUUUUAGACAUAAUGCUGCUACUACUAUUAAUGCAUUUUAUUGCAUAUUUGUAUAGUAUUAUUGUGAUAAAUAAUACCUAUUUAUAAGGCGUUAUAAAUAUGAUAAUUUACUGCUAUUAAGAUUGAAUUAUUACAGAAAUAAUCAUAGGUGAUAAUGAACAACUAAUUGUGAACUCAAUAAAUUAAACUAAGAUUAUCUGUAUGUAUAUAUUCUACAUUUGUUAAAAAUAUAUUUAUGUUCUUAUUUCUAUAGGUGUAGGGUUAUAUAGAUAAGAGAUAGAUAUAGACUGAGUUAACAUUCCUCGACUAGUUGAAUCUCAUCUGCCAAACUUUAUUUAUGAUAACAGAUUAUAAGUUACCCAUUUUCAAUUCUUCUCUAUUUCAGACAUGAGAUCUUUUAUAUAUUAGAAUGCCGAACAACCCUAUACAAUACCUUCCUCCAUUUUUGGAAGUUUGUUAAAAAUCUGAAUGUACACACAACUACACAUCUGUCUGUUAAAGAUAAGAUAAAUAUACCAACCGUUUUGUACUACACAAUUUGGGUAACUUCAUAUUCUGUUACCUGUACAAUUUAGUUGUUUUGAUUAUAAGUAUUAUAAAUGUAUUUUAUUUUCACAUCUAUACAUCUUAUAAUAGAUAGAAUAAAAAUAAUGAAAUGACA
Molecule: messenger RNA, 3973 nt
Organism: Plodia interpunctella (Indianmeal moth)
Lineage: Eukaryota; Metazoa; Arthropoda; Insecta; Lepidoptera; Pyralidae
Gene: Mrgn1
Product: Mahogunin ring finger 1
Exons: 14
Coding region: 143-2071 (642 amino acids)
Biological process (GO): protein ubiquitination
Cellular component (GO): cytoplasm
Molecular function (GO): ubiquitin protein ligase activity
Source: RefSeq, a predicted model, not a curated record